Rhodofomes roseus is the source of this 858-nucleotide messenger RNA. RefSeq lists its product as uncharacterized. The transcript has 3 exons. NCBI's taxonomy places the organism in Eukaryota, Fungi, Basidiomycota, Agaricomycetes, Polyporales, Fomitopsidaceae. The record is from RefSeq and is a predicted model, not a curated record. The coding region runs from base 131 to 781 and encodes 216 amino acids.
GAUCAACAGACGGUCAGUCGACGUCGCGACGCCGGGUCCUCGACUCCGAUCCCGCCUGGGCCCUGCAAAAGACCUCCAGCCCAGUAGGCUCAUCCCGCUGGGCGGAUUUGACCGUGUCACGCGUGCUACCAUGAAGUGGGAACACACCGAGGAUGUUGAUGCUCUGCAUGAACAGGGCUUGCUUUCCUCACCCCGAGCUCGAGCCGGAGUAGUCUCCACAGCAGUGAACAGGCUGCAGCUUGCCCAAGUGGAGGAUCUAAGUGACGCAGCGGAGGAUCUAAGUUAUGUGGAUGAUCUCAGCGAUGUGGAUAGCCCUAGCGAGCAUAGCGACUCGGGCUAUGGCGAUCCGAGUUCGGACUACGUUCAGUCCGCGGAAUCUAGCUCCGAAGGAUUUGAUGUCGAGCAUUCAGUCGGAAACGACGGAAAGCGGACGUCUGCGAGACUUCGCCAUGAAGCAGCACCAUAUGUACGCACUUCAUUGUCGCCCGAUGCCGUGCUCCGGGCACGCCGAAAUGCAGCAAAUCAACAUGAAGGCCCACAAGUUGCAAAAAGAUCAAGCGGUGCAGCUUCGGGGGCUGGUGAGACACGGAAGAACGACGGGGUCCACGCCGCCAAAAGUGUCCAGGACGUGAACAACAAGCACAAUUUGAAGCCUAGGACCAUGGCACCGAAGCCGCUCUUGCCGCUCCCUCAGACAUCUAAGGGUGCAAAACUGAGGACUCAGCCUUCUCCUGAGGACCCCUUCCGGUACCACCGCAUUACAUUGUACGCGCAGCUGUGAUGCACAGAAGUCAGCUCUUGACACUCUCGUAACCAGUUAUGACAAUGGUAUUGGCCACCGGGUCUCCUUUUCAAAAA